Pocillopora damicornis (cauliflower coral) is the source of this 443-nucleotide messenger RNA. Its product is annotated as 14 kDa phosphohistidine phosphatase. The record is from RefSeq and is a predicted model, not a curated record. Gene Ontology annotation, molecular function: protein histidine phosphatase activity. Gene Ontology annotation, cellular component: cytosol. Gene Ontology annotation, biological process: peptidyl-histidine dephosphorylation. NCBI's taxonomy places the organism in Eukaryota, Metazoa, Cnidaria, Anthozoa, Scleractinia, Pocilloporidae.
CUAACAUGGCGGAGAGCAGCUCGUUAGGAUUAUCAAGUGUUCCUGAUGUAGAGAUUGAUGCCAAUGGACUUUUUAAAUACGUUCUUAUCAAAGUUAUAGAUCCUUCUAAUGAGGAUACUUACAAGUGCAUAGUCAGAGGAUUUGAUUGGGCAAAUUACCAUGCUGAUAUUUAUGAUAAAAUAGAGGAGGAAAUUGGAGAAAUGAGAAUGAAAACUGAAUGUUUAGGUGGAGGCAGGAUACAACAUGACAGACUUGAAAAAAAAAUCCUUGUGUAUGGUUAUUCUGUGGGGUUUGGUAGAGCUGAUCACUCCAUCGCAGUCGAGAAACUUAUAAAAGCUUACCCAGAUUAUGAAAGUAUGACCUUCGUUAUUAGAAACAUGUUGAGAAGUCUGAAUGUAUUUAUUAAGUCAUAUUUUGUAGUAAUCUUGCUACCAAAAGAUUAA